Messenger RNA from Thalassophryne amazonica, 2623 nucleotides. RefSeq names its product solute carrier family 26 member 9-like. Gene Ontology annotation, biological process: transmembrane transport. Bases 80 to 2416 code for a protein of 778 amino acids. Gene Ontology annotation, molecular function: bicarbonate transmembrane transporter activity; chloride transmembrane transporter activity; oxalate transmembrane transporter activity. The transcript has 20 exons. Gene Ontology annotation, cellular component: membrane. The record is from RefSeq and is a predicted model, not a curated record. NCBI's taxonomy places the organism in Eukaryota, Metazoa, Chordata, Actinopteri, Batrachoidiformes, Batrachoididae.
CAAGCAUUGCACAUACUUUUUCAAAUUGUACCUUGAAGACUUGCAUUAAUUACUGAGAUGUUCUGAGUAGGUUGGCACCAUGCACGAGGACCACCUUCGUUAUGUGAUUGACAGGCCUGCAUAUACUCUCCCGGACUUUGACAAACAGUUUGACAAGAAGAGCCAACAGUUCUCUGCAGGAGACAAAGUGAAGAAAAAUUUCAGAUGCUCUGCGCCCAAACUGAAGGCGUUGUUAUUCCGACGCCUGCCGAUACUGAAGUGGCUUCCCAAGUACAAAGUGAAAGAAAACCUGCUUUGUGAUGUUAUCAGUGGGGCCAGUGCUGGUACCAUUCAGGUUCCUCAAGGAAUGGCAUUUGCUUUGCUGGCAAACCUCCCUCCUGUCAACGGUCUCUAUUCCUCUUUCUUCCCGCUCAUCCCUUAUUUGUUCAUGGGCACUACUCACCAGAUGGUUGUAGGUACAAUAGCAGUCAUCAGUGUUAUGGUUGGAACAGUGUGUCUUCAGUUGGCCCCUGAGUCUGACUUCAGUUAUUUUAAUGCCACUCUCAAUGCUACAAUCGUGGAUGUGGACAGGAUGAAUGAGUUGCGCAUGAGAAUAUCUGGAACCCUGGCUUGUCUCACAGCAAUCAUACAGAUCGGCCUCAGCUUUGUGCAGUUUGGUUUCGUAGCCAUCUAUCUGUCAGAAUCCUUCAUCAGGGGCUUCAUGACUGCUGCAGGGUUACAGAUCUUCAUCUCGGUGCUCAAGUACAUCUUUGGUGUUAAAGUGCCACCUUAUAGUGGUACACUGGCUACUGUAUAUACUCUUGUAGAUACUUUAAGGUUCCUUCCGCAGACCAAUGUAGCCUCGCUACUAUUUGCUCUGGUCAGCAUUUUUGUCCUGGUUUUGGUGAAGGAGCUGUGUGCACGCUACCGCCAUAAGUUGCCGUUUCCAAUUCCAAUCGAGAUCAUUGUUGUGAUCGUGGCCACAGCCAUCUCAGGUCCUCUUAAUCUUCCAGACAUUUAUCACAUAGACGUCGUGGGAGAAAUCCUUUUAGGAUUGCCAGCACCGAUGGCACCGGAGGUGAGUCAGUGGACUGACAUGUUGAGCACCGCCUUCUCUUUAGCAAUAGUGGGGUAUGUCAUCAAUCUGGCUAUAGCCAGGACACUGGCAGCCCGGCACGGCUAUGAUGUGGAUGCCAACCAGGAAAUGUUGGUGCUUGGCUGCUGCAAUUUCUUUGGGUCUUUCUUCCAAAUCCAAGUGAUCUCUUGUGCCCUGUCUGUCACUCUGGCGGUAGAUAGUGGCGGGGGAACAUCACAGUUUGCCAGCCUAUGUGUGAUACUGGUUGUCAUGAUUACGCUGCUCUCCCUGGGAAACUACCUGAAACCUCUUCCAAAAUCAGUGUUGGGAGCUCUGAUUGCAGUCAACCUGAAGAACAUGCUGCUUCAGCUAUCUGACCCCUAUUACCUUUGGAAGAAGAGCAAAUUAGACUUUUGUGUGUGGAUGGUGUCAUUCCUUACAACGUUCUUUCUAAGCAUACCAUUUGGAAUCGCGAUUGGGGUCAGCUUUUCCAUCCUAGUAGUCAUUUUCAAGACACAGUUUCGGAAUGGUUCAGCACUGGUUCAGAUCAUGGAUACAGAUAUCUAUAGAAACCCCAAGGUGUACAGUCAGGGUGUUCAUGUAACAGGUGUGAAAAUCGUGACCUACUGCUCUCCACUCUACUUUGCAAAUGCGGAAAUAUUUCGCCAGAAGGUCAUCAAAAAGACUGGAUUGGACCCUGGAAAACUUAUCGUGGCCAGACAGAAACUGUUAAAGAAACAACAGAAAGAAGAAGCAGAAGAGGAGAAAAAAAUGGAGACAGCGGCAAGAUGGAGGAAACGCAGCUCGCUGUUUCAAAUGAGGGUUCAGUCCACAUCUCACCUUGACCUGCAGGAAGACUUCAGCAGGACAGACGACAGUACAAACCAACCAGAAGCUCCCAUCAGCUACAUCAACAUGAGCUACAGUGCCUCUGAGCCAGACGAGCAGACACCCAGUCCCCCAGCAGACACACUGGAAUCCCCACCAGUGCCCUUCCACACCCUCAUCCUGGAUCUAUCAGGGGUCUGCUUCAUAGACCUCAUGGGCAUCAAAGUACUGAUAAAGAUGAACUCAAACUACUCACUCAUUGGCAUUAACCUGUACCUGGCUAACAUUCAAGCUCAGGUCUGUGAGGAUCUGGAGGCCGGAGGGGCCUUUGAUGAUGGCAAUAUCGCUCCUAGUAACAUCUUCCUCUCUGUGCACGAUGCUGUCCUCCACGCACAGCAACACUCAGAAGCUUCCCCAAAAGUGAUGGGAACAACAGACAAACUGUCUAUGCCGUUAAUGAUGACAUCAAUGCACUAUAGGAAAUAUGAGCGGUGGCUACUGAAGAGGACGCGAUUCAAAAAUACUGCACUAUAAUCUAUUAUCUGCAAAUGGGAAUCAUUGCCAGAAUGUGUAGUGUGCAUGUUUUAAACUCAAAUUUCUGCUUUUAUAAUGGUUGACUUUGUGGGUGGAUGCUGUCAGGAGUCUUUGGCUUCACCAGCAGGGGGCAGUGCAGACUUGCUCAAGCACGAGUUCAUCAAAUAGUUGGGGAGUGAUCAGGAAACAGGAACCCACUCCUCACAC